This is a messenger RNA of Hippopotamus amphibius kiboko, 2389 nucleotides long. RefSeq names its product heparin binding growth factor (gene HDGF). The record is from RefSeq and is a predicted model, not a curated record. Gene Ontology annotation, molecular function: double-stranded DNA binding; transcription coregulator activity. The coding region runs from base 315 to 1034 and encodes 239 amino acids. Gene Ontology annotation, cellular component: nucleus. The transcript is spliced from 6 exons. NCBI's taxonomy places the organism in Eukaryota, Metazoa, Chordata, Mammalia, Artiodactyla, Hippopotamidae. Gene Ontology annotation, biological process: regulation of transcription by RNA polymerase II.
GGAGGAGUGGGGACCGGGCGGGGGGUGGAGGAAGAGGCCUCGCGCAGCGGAGGGAGCAACUGAAUUUCAAACACAAACAACUGCACGAGCGCGCACCCUUCGCGCCGGAGCGUUGCCCCCGAUCCGCGCCCGCCCCGUCCGUGCGGCGCGCGGGCGGAGACGCCGUGGCCGCGCCGGAGCCCGGGCCGGGGGCCACCAUCGAGGCGGGGGCCGCGCGAGGGCCGGAGCGGAGCGGCGCCGCCACCGCCGCACGCGCAAACUUGGGCUCGCGCUUUCCGGCCCGGCGCGGAGCCCGGGGCGCCCGGAGCCCCGCCAUGUCGCGAUCCAACCGGCAGAAGGAGUACAAAUGCGGGGACCUGGUGUUCGCCAAGAUGAAGGGCUACCCGCACUGGCCGGCCCGGAUUGAUGAGAUGCCUGAGGCUGCCGUGAAAUCAACAGCCAACAAAUACCAAGUCUUUUUUUUCGGGACCCACGAGACGGCAUUCCUGGGCCCCAAAGACCUCUUCCCUUACGAGGAGUCCAAGGAGAAGUUUGGCAAGCCCAACAAGAGGAAAGGGUUCAGCGAGGGGCUGUGGGAGAUCGAGAACAACCCCACCGUCAAGGCUUCUGGCUACCAGUCCUCCCAGAAAAAGAGCUGCGUGCAAGAGCCCGAGCCCGAGCCCGAGCCCGCCGAGGGGGAUGGCGACAAGAAGGGGAAUGCCGAGGGGAGCAGUGAUGAGGAAGGGAAGCUGGUCAUCGACGAGCCGGCCAAGGAGAAGAAUGAGAAGGGGGCACUGAAGAGGCGAGCAGGAGACCUGCUGGAGGACUCCCUCAAACGUCCCAGGGAGGCAGAAGACCCCGAAGGGGAGGAGAAGGAAGGGGCCCCCUUGGAGGGUGAGAGGCCCCUUCUGGUGGAGGCAGAGAAGAACAGCACCCCCUCUGAGCCCGGCUCUGGCCGGGGGCCUCCUCCGGAAGAAGAAGAGGAGGAAGAAGAGGAAGAGGCUGCCAAGGAAGAUGCUGAGGCCCCAGGCAUCAGAGAUCAUGAGAGCCUGUAGCCACCAAUGUUUCAAGAGGAGCCCCCGCCCCGUUCCUGCUGCUGUCUGGGUGCUACUGGGGAAACUGGCCAUGGCCUGCAAACUGGGAACCCCUUCCCCACCCAAAUCCACUCUCCUCUUCCACUCACUCUCCCCCUUCUGAGCUCAGACCCUGGAGAUUGACCCAGAUGGGGCAGGCUACCUGGCCCUCGCCUCCAUGUCCCUGCACCCCGUGACCUGAGUCAGGUCCAUGUCUUCUGCUCUGUGGGAUGAGAUGAGGCCAUUGUGUCCCUCCCUGCCUGGAGCUGUUUCCCAGUAUAUCUGUUAGGGCCCGGACCAGCUAUUUCCAUCUCCUGACACCCCUCUCCCCCUUCCCCGGGCAUUAUAGACCUCUGGGUCGGUUGGGAUCAGGGCCAUGAGUGGAAGGGAUGGAGAAUAAAUAGCAUGGUGGGCUUCUGGGGCCUGGGAGGGGCAAUCUUCAAAUUGGGGUGGGGGAGUGGGCAAGAGAGUGGCAUCUCCUUGAGCCCCUGUCCCUCCCUCCCACACCUGUUAUCCCAGCUGCCUGGAGUCAUGGAAAGUGGGACAGCUUGUGGGGGAGAGGCUCCCUUCCAUGAAUCCUUGAUGGUUGACAGUACCCAUUCUCUUACACCAAUCCCAGGUGUUAUGGGAGUUGCAGUUUAUCAUUAAAAGAUUUGGGGUCUUCCAAGUUCUUUGGGUCAAAGACCUGAGAUCUGAAGGGUGGACUUCACCCAGCUUGGGUAGGAGUGUUGAGGAGUAUCCAUCCACCUUUAGAUCUCAGGCCAGAGCUGGGAUGCCCUGGGGAGACCCUUAGCUGCCCUUUUCCCUCUCCCCACAGUGCUCAAGGCCAGCCUACAGUCACAUACGUCACCCAGACAUAAAGGAAAAGACAAUUUUUUAGGAAAUGUUUUUAAUAAAAGAAAAUUACAAAAAAAAAUUUUAAAGACCCCCCCCAACCCUUUGUGUGCCCCCCACUCUGCUCCUUUCUUCCCCACUGUUGCCCCCGUUUCUGAGGUGCACUCGGAGGCUCCCCUUCUGUUUGGGGCUUGAUGACUCUUCUUGUUGUAGUUGGGGCUUUGGUGUUCCUUCUGGUGUAAUUUCCCAUCCACAUACCCUCACCUGGUCCCUUCAGUGUUGUCACCAGAUCCAACUUGUAACCCACUGAGAGGCCGGAGGGAAAUAAGCGCCCUCACCCAACCUCUUUCUAAGUGGUCUAUUUGCCUCUUCCGUCUCGUCUCUUUCACCCUUGCCCCUCUCCCUUGGGCUCUGAUGAAAAAUUGCUGACUGUAGCUUUGGAAGUUUAGCUUUGAGAACGUAGAUGAUUUCAGUUCUAGGAAAAUAAAACCCAUUGAUUACUA